Messenger RNA from Scatophagus argus, 2552 nucleotides. It is a transcript of the gene ush1c, whose product is annotated as Usher syndrome 1C. The transcript is spliced from 23 exons. Lineage: Eukaryota; Metazoa; Chordata; Actinopteri; Scatophagidae. Bases 98 to 2113 code for a protein of 671 amino acids. Gene Ontology annotation, cellular component: stereocilia ankle link complex; stereocilium tip; plasma membrane. Gene Ontology annotation, molecular function: protein binding. The record is from RefSeq and is a predicted model, not a curated record. Gene Ontology annotation, biological process: inner ear morphogenesis; sensory perception of sound; inner ear auditory receptor cell differentiation.
AUGUACGAUUAGUUACAGCAAACUUGACGUACUGACCCUGCUUCAGUCCUGUCAAACUAAGAUCUCACGACGGUCCUUUUGCUACAGUCUCUCGGCGAUGGAGCGGAAAGUGGCUCGGGAAUUUAGGCACAAGGUGGAGUUGCUGAUUGAAAAUGAAGCAGAGAAGGAUUACCUGUAUGAUGUCCUUCGCAUGUAUCACCAGUCGAUGGACUUACCAGUGCUAGUUGGAGACCUGAAGCUGGUCAUCAAUGAGCCAAAACGCUUGCCCCUGUUUGAUGCCAUUCGACCUCUCAUCCCGCUGAAACACCAGGUGGAGUACGACCUGCUCACCCCUAAGAGGUCACGGAAGCUGAAAGAGGUGCGUUUGGAUCGGAUGCAUCGUGAUGGACUGGGUCUGAGCGUCCGAGGAGGGCUUGAGUUUGGCUGUGGUCUCUACAUAUCACAGAUUGUCAAAGAUGGUCAGGCUGGAAAUGCUGGCCUUCAGGUUGGUGAUGAGAUUGUGCGCAUCAAUGGAUACUCGAUCUCCUCUUGUAUCCACGAGGAGGUCAUCAGUCUCAUCAAGACAAAGAAGAUUGUGUCACUCAAAGUCCGCCAUGUGGGGAUGAUCCCAGUGAAAAGCUCACCAGAUGAACCCCUGAAGUGGCAGUUUGUCGAUCAGUUUGUGUCUGAGUCAGGGGAGAAAAAAAGCAGUGUUGCAGGCUUGGUGUCCAUUGGAGGCAAAGAAAUCAAGGAAAAAAAGGUUUUCCUCAGCCUUGUGGGUACUAAGGGUAUGGGCAUCAGCAUCUCCAGUGGUCCAACCCAGAAACCUGGUAUCUACAUCAGUAAUGUCAAGCCAGAUUCCCUUUCUGCAGAAGUUGGACUGGAGGUUGGAGACCAGAUUGUGGAGGUGAACGGGGUGGAUUUCACCAAUAUGGACCACAGAGAGGCUGUGAGAGUCCUGAAGAGCAGUAGGAGUCUGACUAUUACUGUCCUGACAGGAGCUGGCAGCGAGCUGUUCAUGACAGAUGAGGAGCGGCUGGCUUUGGAGGCCCGCAGGGAGCUGGAGAGGCAGGACCUGAUGCACCAGAAGAGGGUGGCACUGGAGACCAACAAAAUCAUUAAAGAGCAGCAGGAGAAGGAGAAGCAGAGACACUUGGAGAUCUCUCAGAAAACUGCAGAGGAAGAGGAACGCUACAGGAAGGAGAUGGAGAAGAUUGAGGCUGUGGAGAGGAAGCAUAACAGGGAGUGGGAAGAGGACUGGGGAGACAAAGACAGGCCCAAGAGCCCCCACAGCCCAAAGAGCAUAUCACCCAUCCCACCUGAGAAGAAAACCACCCCGACUCCAAAGACCAAGAGUUCUCCAUUUGGCUGGUUUUAUCGAUAUGAGGGGAAACUGCCAUCAAUCCGCAAGAAAGGAGAGAAGAAGAAGAAAAAGAAGAAAGUGUCCAACACAGAUACACUGCAGGAGCAGAGAAAAAACAAGAAGGAGAUGGAGUUUGAGCUGAAACUCGCCAAGGAGAAAGAAGAGAUGUAUGAACGAGAGAAGCAGCUGAAGAUCAGUCGGUUGGUUCAGGAGGUUUCAGAGACAGAGAGAGAAGACCUAGAGGAGUCGGAGAAAGUGCAACACUGGGUGGAGCGUCUUUGUCAGACUCGGUUGGAGCAGAUCUCCUGUGUGGAAAACGAAUCCUCGGAGCCUCCAGAAAUGCUGAAACGGAUGGUGCCAUUCAACUCAUCUUUUAAAUCAAACACCAAACGACACGGGUUUCAGAAGUACGAGGAAGAAUUUGAUCCCUAUUCCAUGUUCACCUCGGAGCAGAUAAAUGGCAGAGAUGUGAGACUGCUGAGGAUCAAAAAGAUGGGACAGCUUGACAUUGCUGUGGAGGGAGGCGCAGACUCUCCGCUGGGGAAACUGGUUGUGUCUUCUGUGUAUGAAGGUGGUGCUGCAGACAAACACGGUGGCAUCGUUCCCGGGGAUGAACUUAUGGCUGUGAAUGGGAAGAUCCUGAUCAAUGCCACAUUGACGGAGGGACAAAACUCUCUGGCUAGAGCCUGGAAUAGUGGAGGGGACUGGAUUGAUGUUGUGAUUGCUGUUUCCCCUCCAAAAGAAUAUGAAGAUGAAGUGACGUUCUUCUAGUCUUAUCAACAGCCGGCCAGCAUAGCCAGAGUGAUUAAGAAGAAGCUGUUCAUUGCAGAUGAUCCCUUCUGGACUCACAGUCUUCACAUAAAAUCACAAUAAAAUAAUUCUGUUUCCUCUUCAUCUUCACAUUCACGUGUAAACAAGCAGUGGUCUUUUGUUCUCACUUGGCAUUACUCUAGGCUCUUUGAGUCAUGCGUCAUUAUAUUGACACCAUGCCGUCAUGAAGCUUUCUCAUUGUUCUGGUUUGUUAAAUAAUGAUCCGAUCAAUAUUUAUUUGUCUCCAGUAAUCUUCCUCACCUCUGUCAACCCCGGACGUGGUUGACCUCAAUUAAAUCGGCAUGGCCACAGUGAUCUUUCCCUUCAGACAUGUUUCUGUCUCUAAUCAAUAGCGGCUCUCUAAUCUGCCUUUUCAAAGCCCAAUAAAGGCCUGCUCAUA